UCGUCGGUUCAUUCAGAUUCUGGUGAAGUUCUUCCUCUGGCCUUCAGACCCCCAGCAUAUUUUCCAGUAAUAGGACCUCUGGUUGUGGGCAACUUCAUACCUGGGCUCUCAAUCCAUCAGACCCUGUGUUACCAGUUCAUGCUGCAGACCUACAACGCCUCCUUCAGCUUCAUCAACAGGAACUCUUCAGGCGAGCAGGAAGUGUCUCUGAAGCAUCUCCUGCUCAUCUCAGGAACCAUCUUCAACACGACGGUUGCCGGGGCUCUUCCUCGGGUCUCCAUCAUCAAACUCGGAAUCUCGAGUCCCGUGGUGCUGUCCUUCUGCCGGUCCGUCCUGCCAGUCCCGCUCUCAGCUGCUUUAGCCGCUCUCAGUGUUUUCACCGUCAGGAGUGAGGAGACACAGACCGGGAUCCAGGUCUUCGAUCAACAAGGAAACCCAGUCGGCCUCUCCAGAGCUGCAGGAGAACAAGCGGUGAGGGAGACGGUUCUGUCCAGAGCCGCCUUGUUUGGGACGACGGCAGCUGUUCCCAACCUGCUUAUGUCCCUCUUAAGAAGAACCAGACUCUUCCGUGUGAGCCCUGUGCUGGUGGCUCCAUGUCAGUACGGCAUCACGGCGCUGGUUCUGGGUCUGAUGGUUCCGGUCUCCUUCAGCCUGUUUCCACAGCUGGGGAUGAUAGAGAGAGAGAACCUGGAGGAGGAGCUGAAGGCCAACGCAGCCGGUUCACACUUUUACUUCCACAGAGGACUCUGAGCGACAAAAACACGACAAAAACAACACAACUUUUUGUGUUUUAGAUGAGAAAUAAAUGUAAAAAAUUUA
Molecule: messenger RNA, 819 nt
Organism: Austrofundulus limnaeus
Lineage: Eukaryota; Metazoa; Chordata; Actinopteri; Cyprinodontiformes; Rivulidae
Gene: sfxn4
Product: sideroflexin 4
Biological process (GO): mitochondrial transmembrane transport; monoatomic ion transport
Cellular component (GO): mitochondrial inner membrane
Molecular function (GO): monoatomic ion transmembrane transporter activity
Source: RefSeq, a predicted model, not a curated record